Molecule: messenger RNA, 1718 nt
Organism: Trematosphaeria pertusa
Lineage: Eukaryota; Fungi; Ascomycota; Dothideomycetes; Pleosporales; Trematosphaeriaceae
Product: cyclin-like protein
Exons: 6
Coding region: 378-1475 (365 amino acids)
Biological process (GO): transcription preinitiation complex assembly; transcription initiation at RNA polymerase II promoter
Cellular component (GO): nucleus; transcription preinitiation complex
Molecular function (GO): RNA polymerase II general transcription initiation factor activity; TBP-class protein binding
Source: RefSeq, a predicted model, not a curated record
AGAAAAGCUGCUGCAGGUGAGCCGCAACGUCCCAACCGCAACGUCUCAAAGUGGCUAGCGUGGAACAUGGGCUUGGCGCUUAGCUCAGCCCCAGGCGCUCUUCAAAGGCCGGACAACCUCUUUUUGCCUCUCGCAGACCAUCUCACUACCACCACCUGCGACACCUCCCGCAGGCACCGGUAUCCGCUCGUUGAUAGCAAUAGACAAUUCGCGAUCUCUCCAGUCGUCGACGGCGCCCUGCCGAAAGGUCUAAGAAGUCGACCCGGCGCAGCUCCGUCCCGUCUGCCUGAAAGCGCUGUCCCCAACGGACUGCCCGCAGCCUCCCAACGAGUCCGCAUACCCACUAUCUCCAUAUACGUGAUAUCCACAAGUGCAAAAUGUCAUACGCUCCGGACGGACGUCUGCUGAGCCCGGGCGAGGUGUAUGAGGACGCGCCCGCAGUCGCAGCACCGCAAGAAUGGCAGGAAGACCUCAAUGUGAUUCUCAUAUGCCCCGAUUGCAGAGAAAAUCCGCCGAACCUUGUAGAGAACUUUUCAGUUGGCGAUACGAUCUGUGGAAGCUGCGGGCGUGUACUCUCCGAACGAAACCUCGACUAUCGAUCCGAGUGGCGGACUUUCUCCAACGACGACCAGGGCAACGAUGACCCCUCCCGUGUCGGAGACGCUGCGAAUCCCUUGCUGCACGGGUCCCAGCUACAGACAGAGAUCGCCUUUGGUGAUGCGAGCGCUCGAACGCGGGAAUUGUCGCGUGCCCAGAAUAAGUCCAACCACGACAAGACCAACAAGUCGCUCCAAGCUGCGUAUGGUCAAAUAUCGGCGUUAUGCGAGUCCUUUCAGAUUCCGAAGCCGGUGGCCGAGACAGCUAAGUUGCUCUACAAGAUUACCGACGACGGCAAGAUCUUCAAGGGCAAGUCGCAAGACGCCGUCAUCGCAGGCUGCAUCUUCAUUGCCUGUCGGCAGCAUGACAUGGGCCGCUCGUUCCGCGAGAUCUACAAGUUGACCAAAGUUUCGAAAAAGGAGAUUGGACGCACAUUCAAAGUUCUUGAGGGUUAUUUGCACACGGUGCUCAAGAAGGAGGCUAGUGGCCCCAAGGUGGCUGGUAGCGGCGCCGUGCUCAGCAACAGCUCCUUCAAAGCCACCAAGGCCACUAGCGCUGCUGAACUGAUCAUUCGAGCCUGCAGCAAGCUCGGACUGGACAAUACGGCGGGAUUGAUUGCUCAAGAAUGUGCAACGAAGGUUACCGAUUUGGGUGUUGCCGCCGGUCGCUCUCCGCUCUCCAUCACUGGCGCAUGCAUUUUCUUGGUCGCUCACCUCAUGGGCCAGCCGAAGACGCCUAAAGAGAUUGGUGCCGCCGUCGAUGUCAGCGAUGGCACCAUCCGCACCGCCUACAAGCUUAUCCAUCAAGCUCUCAAUAAGAUCAUCGAUCCGAAGUGGCUGGAGAGGGGCGGAGACAUGAGCAGAAUCCCGCCUGCUUAGAGCCACAGCGGAAUUGCGUGGCGUGGUCUGGCGAGUGUACCAAGGCUGAACGAAGAGUGAAAGAACCGUCAAUGAUGGUCGGGUUUUGGGAUAAUUUGCAUUACCGGGUCAUGCGUUUAUACACCUUUCUAGCGGGUUGCAUGGGUGGCGUUGGCGGUCUAAGUCACGAGCUGAGCUUCUUUAUACCCCUAGGCUGACUGCCACUGAUAGAUUUACUUUUUGACGUUAAGACCUCAAACAGAA